AUGAUGAAUCUCUCCUACGAGCCCUGCAAGAAAAAGGCACGUAGAGAAGUUCAAAGUAAAUAUAUUAAAAGAAAAAAUAAGGAAGAAGAUUCAGUUGAAGAAAAAACUUAUGCAAAACCUCCUAAGAAACACACUCCUAAAUUUCGAUUAAAAUCAGCUGGCCAUAUAGCGUCACUUGCUACACCAUUAAAUGAAAGAAUUCCUAUAGUUUUAACAGACAUUCAGCACUUGCUUCUACAUUCCUUGUUGGGAAAUUUAAACAUAACUCAAUCACCAAGGUGGUAUACUAUAGAUAAAUGCAAUCAUGUUUGCCAAACAACAUGUCUUAUAAUUGAGGGUAUUUCAAUAAAUCAAUUAGAAGAACAUAAAGAAAAAUUAAUUAAUAUAAACACAAUCUUUGAGAAUUUUGUUGAAAUCUUAACACCAUCAGUAUACAGUGGUUCCCUUGUUAAAGAAUUAGCUUUAGUGCCCCUUUCAGAAACAGAGAAAGAGUGCAUUAUACAGAAAUAUGGAAGCUUGAAUUUAGCUUUAGAAGUACGGAAAGAUCUUAUGGUUAUGAUGAGAGCUGUAUUUCCCAUUGAUGAAGACAAUGAAGACAAGAUAGUGCAGAUAGAAUGUGAAGAUAAGUUCCCUAGAACUCAACUUCUGUUAUCUGCUUGGCAAUUGAUUGAGGAAAAUUACCCAGUCCCUUUGAAAGGCAAGUUGAAAAAUAUAUACUCUGAUUAUGUUUUCUCUAAAGAAGAGUAUAAAGCCGUCACAGCUGAUUCUCCUAUGUUUGGGCUGGAUUGUGAAAUGUGCAUUACAAAUGUUGGAUCAGAACUGACUCGUGUCUCAGUUGUAGACGAGAAAUACAAAUUGGUGUAUGAGUCACUGGUUAAACCCUAUAAUAACAUUACAGAUUAUUUAACUAGAUAUUCUGGUAUUUCAGAAUCUUCUUUAAAAAAUAUUACCAAAAGAUUAGAAGAUGUCCAAAAAGAGUUACGUGAAGUAUUACCACCUGACGCUAUAUUGGUCGGUCAAUCACUUAACUCUGACUUACAUGCUUUAAAAAUGUUUCAUCCUUAUGUAAUUGAUACUAGUUUAAUAUAUAAUUUUACUGGUGAAAGAACGCGGAAAUCCAAAUUAAAGAUAUUAGCUAAGGAAUUUUUGAAUAUGGAUAUACAAACAAAUAAGAAUGGCCAUUGUUCAAUAGAGGAUUCAAUAGCAGCUCUUAAAUUAGUUCAAUUGAAAUUAAGCAAAUUUAUUGAAUUUGGAGAUGCCGUACAUACUAAUAGACAGAACUAUAAAGAAAAUGUAGUAAGAAUGUCUACAAAAUCUGAUUAUGCAUUGUCAAUUUUUAAUCAUAUUAUUGAGCAGAAAAAGACAUCCCUGGUAGUGGGCUGUGAUGAUAUCACGGGGGACUAUCAUACAUACUUAACACAAGCAAAAGACAGUAUGAGUACACAGUUAAAAAAGGGUAAACCUAAAAAAGUAAAACUUAGUACGGUUGAUACAGUAGAUGAUGUUAUCACUACUGUUACUGAAGCUGCUAACGAUUACAAUUUAAUUAUGGCUCAUUUGAAACAAAAUUCAACUCUAGAGUCUUGUCAUGCGACAAAUAUUGAUGAAUGGGUGAAAAAUAUUUGGAGCAGUCUGAAGGAAUCUGCUCUAUUUGUUGUUAUUUUUAGUGGUAAUACUGCUGAAAAUGGAGUUGCUAUGAUAAGAGUGAAAACUAAAUAA
Pieris macdunnoughi is the source of this 1719-nucleotide messenger RNA. NCBI's taxonomy places the organism in Eukaryota, Metazoa, Arthropoda, Insecta, Lepidoptera, Pieridae. The record is from the annotation of a GenBank genome assembly.